Molecule: messenger RNA, 1166 nt
Organism: Felis catus (domestic cat)
Lineage: Eukaryota; Metazoa; Chordata; Mammalia; Carnivora; Felidae
Gene: TMEM53
Product: transmembrane protein 53
Exons: 5
Coding region: 330-1091 (253 amino acids)
Source: RefSeq, a predicted model, not a curated record
GCACACUGAGACAGACAUACAUACACACCAACCUCCACUACUCCCCAGAGGACACUGGAUAUGCGCUCUCAGGAAGGGCGUCCACGUAGCCUCAGGGAUGGAGACAACCACGAAAUCCUGUCAGCCUUAACAGCCAGGAAAGGAAAACCAACAAAUGGCAGCUUUAAAGGUCACAGUGAUUCAGCUGUCCAUCAAGAACAGCCCCAACCAAGGCGGGAAGGAGGUGGGGACACGACAGCCUUUGGUGAUUCUCUUGGGCUGGGGUGGCUGCACCGACAAGAACCUUGCCAAGUACAGCGCCAUCUACCACAAAAGGCAGCCCAGCCCUGAUGUGCUCCCAGCUGUGGAGUCAGCCCAGACCUCAAGUCUGUUGUUGUCCUGAUGGGCAGCAAAAGCCUGGGCCAAGUGUGCUGGGAAUUUUCUCCUUUUCUGACCAGGGCUGCAUCGUGAUCCGAUACACAGCCCCAUGGCACAUGGUCUUCUUCUCCGAGUCCCUGGGCAUCCCUUCACUUCGUGUUUUGGCCCAGAAGCUACUUGAGCUACUCUUUGAUUACGAGAUUGAGAAGGAGCCCCUGCUCUUCCAUGUCUUCAGCAAUGCUGGUGUCAUGCUGUACCGAUACGUGCUGGAGCUCCUGCAGACCCAUCGGCGCUUCUGCCACCUGCGUGUGGUGGGCACCAUCUUUGACAGCGGUCCUGGUGAUAGCAACCUGGUGGGGGCUCUGCGGGCCCUGGCAGCCAUCCUGGAGCACCGGCCUGCUGUGCUGCGCCUGCUGCUCCUGGUGGCCUUCGCCCUGGUGGCAAUCCUGUUCCAUGUCCUGCUCGCUCCACUCACUGCCCUCUUCCACACCCACUUCUAUGACAGGCUACUCGAUGCAGCCUCUCGCUGGCCUGAGCUCUACCUCUACUCGAGGGCCGACGAGGUGGUCCUGGCCAGGGAUGUGGAACGCAUGGUGGAGGCACGCCUGGCACACCGGGUCCUGGUGCGCUCUGUGGACUUUGUGUCAUCUGCACAUGUCAGCCACCUCCGCGACUACCCUGCUUACUACACAAGCCUCUGUGUCAACUUCAUGCGCAGCUGUGUCCACUGCUGAGCUCCUUCCCCACCCAACACCCACCCAACUUACCCCUACUCCAGAAAUAAAUGCCUGACACCUCCCCACAACCUA